UACAAGAAACAAAACAUUUUAUUUCCACGACUAUGAAUUUAAAUGAGAUGUUUAGGGGCGUGAGGCUACAUUACCGGUGCGCAAUUACUGUUGAGGUAACAGAUCGACUUGCACAGCGUGGGUGAUACUGAAAAUGGCACCUAUUUCGACCAGUGGCAAUGACGAGGGAUUCUGGGGCGAAGCAACCUCCACGAUCGAUUGGUGCGAGGAAAACUAUGCUGUAACAUCAUACCUGGCGGAGUUCUGGAACACCAUAAGCAACUGGGUUUUUUUAAUUCCACCCUUUUUUGGAGCAGUUUUAACAUGGGAGUAUAACAUAGAGAGAAGAUACACUUUGGCCUUUGUAUCAUUGCUAGUUAUAGGAAUAGGAUCAUCAUGUUUUCAUGCGACUCUGUUGUAUGAAAUGCAGCUACUUGAUGAGCUUCCAAUGAUUUAUGGAACUUGUGUGUUGAUAUUCUGCAUUUGUCAUUGUUCUCAUCGUCCACGGGAUCACAACCAAACUCUUACAUUAUGCCUUAUUGUCUGUUGUGCCAUGAUCACUUUGGUAUAUUUGACUGUUAUAAACCCACUAAUAUUUCAGUGGGCAUAUGGUAUUCUGGUAGCUACGCUUGUUAUCAAAACUGGUAUGGCUUGUAGAAAACACAAAGGUUCAAAGAAACUUUUGUUCAUAUCGCUUGCAAGCUAUGCUAUUGGAUUUAUGCUUUGGAACAUUGACAAUAACUUCUGUCCAUCUGUAAGAGAAAUAAGAAAUUUAGUGUUUGCACCUAUUAGACCUUUCACACAGCUGCAUGCAAUAUGGCACACUUUGGCUGCCAUAGGAUCAUAUUAUCAUGUUCUUUUCAGCAUAGAUCUCAGGUUACGGUGUCUUGGAAGAGUAACACAUCUCAAGAUCUUUCAUGGAUGGCUUCCAUUUGUUUAUGUGUCGCGGGAAUCCUUUGAAAAAGAUGUUCUUCCAACAGUGACCCAUAAUGCUGCAAUUUUUCUUUUGUUAUUUGGUCUGAUUGUGAAGGUGUUGAAGUAACUUAACAAUAUAAAUUGAAGGGAGCAUGGAAAAAAGCCUCAAGGGAGUGCUGAUUGUCUGCUAGAUUCUCCUUCCAAAUUGUCUGGUUUUUCUAGAUGAACUGUUAGGAGAAUCUGAAGUUGCUAUAAGAGUUACUUAUAGGGCCUUUUUCCUCACACCCAUUCAAAUCUUGUAAACUUUCAGUGAUAGUAUAUACUUGCUUGGGUAACAUAUUGAAUAAGUUAUUAAGUUAAGUACAUUCCCUCUAAAUCCCCCCCCCCCCCUUUUUAAUAACAUCUAUAAUGAAAUACACAGAAAUUCAAGGGUUUGCUUAUGUCUGAUUAAUAAUAAUUAAUGAUUAAUUUAAAAUAAAUGUGGUGAGGCAAAUCAAAAAUUUAAAAUUGAUAUCAUUGGUAGGGGAUAUAUUAUCCCUCAAUUAUAUAUUAAGGAUUAUAUAUUAAGGAGCAGUUAAGAGCUAAUAUUUUUGGUCUCCAAAUUUUCCUUCUUCCUUCAGUGAUCUCAACAAGUAAGAAUUCGAAUAUGUAAAAUUGAUCUUUUGAUGGCAAUUAUCAAAAAUAGGCAAACAAAAUAUAUGUACUAAUCAAAACACUUAGUUUGGUUGACUUUUCUUGGUGCCAAGUCUCCAGUGAAACAUUUUCAAAAUUCACAAGCUUGAUUCUUCAUUGGCACCUACUUUAAUUUCUUAAUUAGUUUUCCAUCUUUUAGCCAAACCAAUAGGCUUCCAGUAAGUAGUUAAUUGCUUAUAAUAUAUUAAAGUAACCUUGUAUUUGUGAUAAAUUGUCUUUAGUAACAUGUAAAAUGUCUCAAGUUUGUGGCACAUAAUGUGGUAUAUAAUGUAAUGUAUGUUUCAAGUUGAAAUUAGACAAUCAUUUUAUUAAAGGGAGGAUUAAGGGUGAGAUAUUUUACUAAAGGGCUAAUUUUUGAUAAAUUGCAGAGUUUGUAUAGAGGGUGAAAAUUUUUGCAUCAAAUUUAGGGAUAAUUUUUGACAAGUUUUCAUAAUUAUGGGUAAUCAAGCAUUGAUUAUAAAUGAGAAUAUUUCAAUCAAAUAGUGGACAGUCAAAUACAAUUCUCUUGUGCUAUUUUCCAAUGCCAGUAAUACAGUAGAAACAAGCCUUUAAAGAAUAAAACAAGAAUGUAAUUCUAUUAUAGAACUUAUUACACUAAAAGUUUGAAGUGACCCCAAAAGUGUGUUUAAGAAAGAUUUGUUGAUAGGUUGGUAAGUUUAUUUCCAGCAAGUAAAAAGCAUCAUGCAGUUAACCACAAGUAUAUGUUAUUUUUAUUGUCUUUUCUCUUCAAAAAACUAAAUUUUCUGUUAAUGUUUUGCUUUGUUUAAAUAUUUUAAAUAUUUAUUGUCUCCCUUGCAACAUGAAGUAGGACACUUUAACAGUUAUGUUGUAAGUAUUUUAUCAUUGAGGCUGUAAUAAAGUAUGGUGCAAUUGUAUCAUUAUUUAUUGUACACAAGAGUGGCUGCCAUUGUUCUAGAAAAGUAUUAAAG
Messenger RNA from Pocillopora verrucosa, 2516 nucleotides. RefSeq names its product alkaline ceramidase 3-like. Gene Ontology annotation, cellular component: endoplasmic reticulum membrane. Gene Ontology annotation, biological process: ceramide metabolic process; phytosphingosine biosynthetic process. The record is from RefSeq and is a predicted model, not a curated record. NCBI's taxonomy places the organism in Eukaryota, Metazoa, Cnidaria, Anthozoa, Scleractinia, Pocilloporidae.